AUGGUGGAAUUUGAUAUGUCUGAUCUUGGAAUGAUGCACUAUUUUUUUGGUAUUGAAGUGAUUCAGUCUGCUGCUGGUAAUUUUAUUUCUCAAAAGAAGUAUGUGCAAGAAAUUUUAGACAGAUUUCAAAUGAAGAACUGCAAUUCUAUUAGUACACCAACUGAAGUGGAUCUGAAGCUCAUGAAAGAUUCUGAAGGAAAAAAGGUUGACAACACUCUUUUUAAGCAAAUUGUGGGAAGUUUGAUGUACUUGACAGCAACAAGGCCAGAUAUCAUGUAUGCUGUGAGUCUCAUUAGUAGGUACAUGGAGCGUCCAAAAGAAAUACAUCUUCUAGCAGCCAAGAGAAUCUUUCAAUACUUGCAAGGAACCGCUGAGUAUGGGUUGUUCUACAAGAAGGGUGAAAAGUCAGAUUUGUUUGGUUUUACAGACAGUGACUAUGCAGGUGAUCUUGAUGAUAGAAAGAGUACGUCUGGUUAUGUAUUCAUGAUGGGUUCAGCAGUUGUUUCCUGGUGUUCAAAGAAGCAACCAAUUGUUACUUUAUCAACAACUGAAGUUGAGUUUGUGGCUGCAACUGCAUGUGCUUGUCAAGCUAUUUGGUUGAGAAAAAUUCGUGAGGAGCUGCACUUCAAGCAACGAGAACCUACUCCAAUUUUUUGUGACAAUACCUCAGCAAUCAAACUCUCUAAAAAUCAUGUUCUUUCCUUUGAAUUAUUCGGGUGA
This is a messenger RNA of Nelumbo nucifera (sacred lotus), 720 nucleotides long. The record is from RefSeq and is a predicted model, not a curated record. NCBI's taxonomy places the organism in Eukaryota, Viridiplantae, Streptophyta, Magnoliopsida, Proteales, Nelumbonaceae.